AUGCCUCGUUUCUCCGGAAAAACCGUCAUUGUCACUGGAUCUUCGAAUGGAAUCGGAAGAUCAGCUGCUCUGAUUUUCGCUCAAGAAGGAGCUCAAGUUACCAUUACUGGAAGACAUGCCGAACGUCUUGAAGAAACCAAACAACAACUUUUAAAGGCAGGAGUUCCAACUGGAAACAUCAAUUCGGUGGUGGCAGAUGUUACUGAAGGAUCUGGACAAGACCAAAUAAUCAGCACCACUCUUUCGAAAUUCGGAAAGAUUGAUAUCUUGGUUAACAAUGCUGGAGCCAACUUGGCAGAUGGAACCUCGAAUACAGAUCAACCAGUGGAAUUGUACCAAAAAACGUUCAAGCUGAAUUUCCAAGCAGUUAUCGAAAUGACUCAGAAAACAAAAGAGCAUUUGAUCAAAACCAAGGGAGAGAUUGUCAACGUUUCUAGUAUUGUUGCUGGUCCACAAGCGCACCCUGGAUAUCCAUACUACGCUUGCGCUAAGGCUGCUCUUGAUCAAUAUACACGAUGCACAGCAAUCGACCUCAUCCAACAUGGAGUUCGUGUAAAUUCCGUCAGUCCAGGAGCAGUUGGUACUGGAUUCAUGGCUGCGAUGGGACUCCCAGAACCAGCAUCUCAGAAGCUUUAUGACUUCAUGGGAUCCCGAAAAGAGUGUAUUCCAGUUGGUCACUGUGGACGUCCAGAGGAGAUUGCUAAUAUUAUUGUGUUCCUUGCUGAUAGAAAUCUCUCUUCUUACAUCAUCGGACAAUCCAUCGUUGCUGAUGGAGGUUCUACUUUAGUUAUGGGAAUGCAAGCUCAUGAUUUGAUGUUUAUUCUUAGUCAGUAA
Messenger RNA from Caenorhabditis briggsae, 834 nucleotides. The record is from RefSeq and is a predicted model, not a curated record. Gene Ontology annotation, molecular function: oxidoreductase activity. Lineage: Eukaryota; Metazoa; Nematoda; Chromadorea; Rhabditida; Rhabditidae. The transcript is spliced from 3 exons. Bases 1 to 834 code for a protein of 277 amino acids.